AUGAAGACGAAGGAUGACUGGACACAAGAUGUCGAUGAAGAUGGGUGCGGGUACUGCGACGACAACCAGGUGGUCAAGCGCAAGGAGCGCGGAGCUGCGCGUCAGGUCACCGUACACUACGGAACGAUUACGUCGGACAAUUGCGUUAUGAGAGAUGCUGAGGCGAGGGAUAGGCAUGCGAAGGACAAGAAGCUCAAGGUGAUGUGCUUCGAGAUGGAGGCCGCCGGACUGAUGAACAGUCUUCCGUGUCUGGUGACUAGGGGAAUAUACGACUACUCGGACACUCACAAAAACGACGAGUGGCACAACUACGCGGCCUUGGCAGCGGUUGUGUAUGUGAGGGAGCUGCUCCUUGUCCUGAGAGGACAGAAGGUGACGGGCAUGCCUUCGUGGGCAAAGGAAGCGCAGCAUACCAGCUCGAAAUCCACCCAGGCCGUUAGCAACGGCGCCGAGCUGUCGGCUGGGAUGCUCGUUUGCUCGGCCUUUUGUACCGACGUGCCAUUCGCCUUCACCUGGCGCCCGCACGAGCUGUAUCUGACCAUUAGCGACGACCGUCUUCGCGUGUACCAGGUCAUUUUCCCUAGGGUACAGGCGCCUUCCACCAGUACAAAUUCCGCCGAGCAGAGAACGAACGAGCUGCGCCGGACGUUCACGGACGUGACGCCAGAAAACAAACCUUCGGCGCUCUUCAAUAUCCGGGUGCCACGGGAGACCAUACUGCUGCCGCGCUCGUCGCGCAAUCGCGCCGUGCAGUUCUUUCCAGCCGAGGAGCCCUGCGGUAAUGCAGCGGUCAUCGUUGGGCCCCGCUACGGCCCCACCCCGGCACCUCCUAUCGGCGUCUACCUGAGACCUGUCGACCUCGGCGGCUGGGUUAUUGUGGAGGAGAGCGGAGCGGGGGAGACGGUGUUGUAUGAGUCGGAGACGAAGUUAGAAGGACGGUUCCCGGAGAUGUGGGAUAAGAGUGACUGGAUCUUUGCCCCUUGUGACGGCAACUAAGUUUGUUGGUGCGGUCUGCAGGGCGACGUGUCAGGCGUCCCAGGCGGGCAUCUUCGGGAGCUGUCGCUGAGACUGGGACCGAGAAGCAUGGCAUGAGCUCUUGAAGGAGAUGGGCUUCGUGCUUGUCUUGACGCUUACUGUCGCGCGUGAUAUACUGAUUUGUUGAAAGAAAUGAAUCUCGGUAAGAUACAUUCGAGCAGACUAGGUCCUUGGUUGGCAGGGCUGUGUAUGAUGUCUGGUCCUCCUUAGAGAAGGGUGUGUGCUGGGUUGCCCAUCUCGCCAACCCCAGCGACAACGGUGUACUUGAAGACUGGAAAGUCCACUAAAAAAAAUGUAGGGCUGGAUGACCGGAUCCAUGAUGGCGUGCAAUGUCUGGUGCUUGGCUUAUCCCCUCCACAGAG
Molecule: messenger RNA, 1397 nt
Organism: Parathielavia appendiculata
Lineage: Eukaryota; Fungi; Ascomycota; Sordariomycetes; Sordariales; Chaetomiaceae
Exons: 2
Coding region: 1-996 (331 amino acids)
Biological process (GO): nucleoside metabolic process
Molecular function (GO): catalytic activity
Source: RefSeq, a predicted model, not a curated record